This is a messenger RNA of Helianthus annuus (common sunflower), 2802 nucleotides long. RefSeq lists its product as uncharacterized. Gene Ontology annotation, molecular function: zinc ion binding. The record is from RefSeq and is a predicted model, not a curated record. The coding region runs from base 263 to 2569 and encodes 768 amino acids. NCBI's taxonomy places the organism in Eukaryota, Viridiplantae, Streptophyta, Magnoliopsida, Asterales, Asteraceae. The transcript has 3 exons.
UAGAGAAGAAGAUUGAGGUGACCUAAAUACCCUCAAGAAAAAAGAAACCCUAAUUUAAUUUUAUAGAUCCAGCCAGAUACUACUCUCUUCCAUCCUUCCCCAAUUGCCCUUCCUCUCUGCCGUUCCCCAGCCCUCUUUCAGGUUUCUGCACCCCGAUUUUGGCCUUCUUUUCGCCGGAUCCGUUCGGAUUCUGGCUAUUUGAUGUUUCUUAUCUUGUGGAUCCAAGAGUUUGUUUGAAAGUACUGCGGGUAAUAAACACAUCAUGGAUAACCAUGAGAUGAUUAUCGGACCAAGACAAGACUUGGUUCAAAACCAACAAAUGGGAUUACGUCAUGGUCAGAAUAUGGUGGUUGGGCAGAAUCGUAAUAUCGGAUUAGCACAUACCCACAAGCACGAUAUAAAACUAGGUGAAAACGGUAAUCAAGAUAUGCGUUUGGGACAUAACCAUGGUCACAAUCACGGUCUUGACCGUGAGUUGCUGAUGAACCACGAGAUAGCAACCGAAUUUGAGGAAAGCAACCAACAUAAUAACGGAUACGAUGAAAACGAUGAAGAUGGUGAUGAUCUUGAUCAUGGUAUGGAUCAAGAAAGGGUCAAAUCCCAUGAUUCUCAUAUGGUUCUUUCUGAUCAAACUCACGAAUUAGGUUUACCUAAUAAUCAUAGUUUAGCGGUUGUUGAGAAUCACGAGCUUGACGAAAACUUAGACCUUGUGGUGCACCCACACUCGCACUCCGAAAUGGGUGUGGUCCCGUUGGCGGCUCAACGGCCGGACCUUGUGGUCACAGCCCCAGUAAUUCAAACCCGAACCUUAGUUCCUUCUCCAAACUAUGAACUAAUGGUAGGUCAAGAAUUUCCCGACGUUACGAGCUGUCGAAGGGCGUUGAGACACACCGCAAUUGCUCUACACUUCGAGAUACAAACCGUUAAAUCUGAUAAAACGCGGUUUACUGCCAAGUGUGCGAGUGAAGGGUGCCCGUGGAGAAUACACGCUGCUAAGCUGCCAGGUGUCCCCACUUUCACCAUCCGAACUAUUCACGCUGAACACACGUGCGGUGGGAUCGCGCACCUCGGUCACCAACAAGCUUCGGUUCAGUGGGUUGCUAAUUCUGUAGAACAACGGCUCAAAGAAAACCCACAAUGCAAACCAAAAGAGAUUCUAGAAGAAAUCCAUCGUGUUCAUGGGAUUACGUUAUCGUAUAAACAAGCUUGGAGAGGUAAAGAACGAAUCAUGGCGGCUUUACGCGGUUCUUUUGAAGAAGAUUAUCGUCUUUUACCACAAUAUUGUGAUCAAGUAAGGCGCACGAAUCCUGAGAGUAUAGCUUCGGUUUAUGUGAACCCAAAUGAUAACUGUUUUCAACGGUUGUUUAUCUCUUUUCAAGCUUCGAUUUACGGGUUUUUGAAUGCGUGUAGACCGCUUCUUGGGCUUGAUAGAACUGUGUUAAAAAGCAAGUAUCUUGGGACUUUGCUUUUUGCCACAGGUUUCGAUGGUGAUGGGGCGUUGUUUCCUCUGGCUUUUGGGGUCGUCGAUGAAGAAAAUAACGAAAAUUGGAUGUGGUUUCUUUCCGAAUUACAUAAUUUAUUGGAAAUAAACACGGAAAACAUGCCGAGACUUACGAUUUUAUCAGACAGACAAAAAAGUAUUGUCGACGGUGUGGAGGCCAAUUUCCCGACAGCUUUUCAUGGGUUUUGUAUGCGUCAUCUUAGUGAAAGUUUUAGAAAAGAGUUCAACAACACGAUGAUUGUUAACCUUUUAUGGGACGCAGCAAACGCAUUAACCGUAAUGGAAUUUGAAUCCAAAAUCUUGGAAAUUGAAGAGAUAUCUCAAGAAGCUGCUUAUUGGAUUAGACGUGUUCCUGCUCGUUUAUGGGCUACAGCGUAUUUCGAAGGGACCCGUUUUGGUCAUUUGACAGCUAACAUAGUUGAAUCGUUAAACGCAUGGAUUCUGGAAGCUUCUGGGCUUCCCAUUAUUCAAAUGAUGGAAUGUAUUCGGCGGCAGUUAAUGACGUGGUUUAACGAGAGACGUGAAACCAGCAUGCAAUGGACUUCAAUACUUGUUCCUACUGCAGAAAGACGGGUUUCAGAAGCUAUCGAACGGGCCCGCACAUAUCAGGUUCUUAGAGCAAACGAGGCUGAAUUUGAGGUUAUUUCACAUGAAGGGACGAAUAUUGUCGAUAUCCGAAACCGUUGUUGUUUGUGUCGGGGAUGGCAGCUUUACGGGCUGCCGUGUGCUCAUGCUGUGGCGGCUCUUUUAUCUUGUAGACAAAACGUUCAUCGGUUUACUGAAAGUUGUUUUACGGUUGCAACUUACAGGAAAGCGUAUUCGCAAACGAUUCAUCCGAUUCCUGAUAAAACACUUUGGAAAGAAAUGUCGGACGGGAUUUUACAAGGUGAAGGUGGUAGUAAUGUGAGUGAAAUUAUUAUAAAUCCACCGAAAUCACUUAGACCACCGGGAAGACCGAGAAAAAGGAGGGUCCGGUCAGAAGAUAGAGGACGUGAGAAACGGGUCGUGCAUUGCAGUCGGUGCAAUCAAACGGGUCAUUUUAGAACCACUUGUUCUGCACCUAUAUGAUGAUCCGUGAUCGUGAUCGUAAUCGGUAUGAUUGUAUGUUGAUAGAAAUUGUUUUCUUUAAAUAAGUUGAUAUGAAUGUGAGUUUUAAUUAAUCGUUUUACAUAAUGUUAAUGGUCUGGUCUAGAGAGAGUAUUAUUCAGCUAUUUUGAUAAAGUCCCUGCAAUGUGAAUAUUUAUAUUUAUAUUAAUUAAAGUGGUGUAGGUUUGCUAUAGUGUAAGCAAACAUUGUAUUAA